UUCGAAAGAUGGCGGGGACUUCGAAGGAAAUACUGCUCUCUCGCCGUAUUUAUAAAAAUUUACAGAGUCUGGCCUGUCCUCUGCUGGAGGGGCUGUAUCUCCAGGACGAUGAGAGUAUGAGGGACUUGCUGUGUACCCCUUCUUUACUCCGCACCGACAUCCUCAAAUGGCUCUGCCUCAGCAUUUGCCCAUCGCUGGACAAAAAGUUCUCAACACUAAGAUCAACACAGACGGAUGAAAUAAAUCAAGAAAUCUUGCAGUUGGGCCAUGAAAUGAUGUUGUGUAAACUGGGUGACGUAGAUUUGGUCAAGGGUUUGGCAUCACCUGUCAGACAGCUUCAGUUUUUGGAACAGCUACUUACUAGUGCUGGAGAGUCUUCUUCAAAUGGAGGGGAACAGAGUGUGGCCAAGGCGGUGGUGCAGAAUGAAGAGUUUCUGGGUGAACUGCUCUCAGCAUCCCAUUUGAAGCAACUGGGUCAGCUUCUGUGCCCCACCUGCACUCCAUGUACAGAUGACCUAAAGGAGCUACUUCACAGAGACACGACCUGGGGCAGGGCAGCCCAUCACCAGUCAUUGACAUUCAAACUCAAUGAAGACCACCUGAAUGAGAUGACCGCUUUACUACAUUCCACUGAGACUCUACUGGAAGAGCUAAACAAGGAGUGCAAGUUCCUACAGGUGGAUGCAUCCAGUCCUCCCCUCUCGCCUUCGGCUCUGCGAAUUGCAAUAUCGGACUUGUCCCAGCUCAUGUCUGCCUUCAGCCAGGUCUUCAACACUCAUUUCAGAGGAUACUGUAACAGGAAGCCCCCUGUUUUCUCCCCCAGCACCCAUACAUUCCGGACUGUCCACCGGCUACUGAAUGCCUGCAACCAGGAGCUGCAGGCUGUGGAGCAGCUGUUAGAUACCUCCAGUGAUGUGACGGAGAUGGUGAGGCAGAUGCAGACAGAGCGACGCUACUGGGGACAUGGAGAGAAGCACACUUUGUCUGCCAGGAUGGAAGAGCUUAAGAAGAAAUACACAGAAUUUUUGACUUUUUAUCAGAAUAGCUGUAUGUAGGUGAGGACCACCAGAUCUGAUGUAUUGCACA
Messenger RNA from Scleropages formosus (Asian bonytongue), 1086 nucleotides. RefSeq names its product HAUS augmin-like complex, subunit 7 (gene haus7). The record is from RefSeq and is a predicted model, not a curated record. The coding region runs from base 9 to 1055 and encodes 348 amino acids. The transcript has 10 exons. Lineage: Eukaryota; Metazoa; Chordata; Actinopteri; Osteoglossiformes; Osteoglossidae. Gene Ontology annotation, cellular component: HAUS complex. Gene Ontology annotation, biological process: spindle assembly; microtubule organizing center organization. Gene Ontology annotation, molecular function: microtubule minus-end binding.